This is a messenger RNA of Verticillium nonalfalfae, 519 nucleotides long. RefSeq lists its product as uncharacterized. NCBI's taxonomy places the organism in Eukaryota, Fungi, Ascomycota, Sordariomycetes, Glomerellales, Plectosphaerellaceae. The record is from RefSeq and is a predicted model, not a curated record. The transcript has a single exon. Bases 1 to 519 code for a protein of 172 amino acids.
AUGAACGUUUCCGAGCCUCAGUCUGUAGCCGAGGUCGAAGCAUCAAACAAGUCGGCUCCUACCUCCAUGACUGAUGAAGAAUCCAUGCGCAAGCGACAAACGGAAGAAUGGCUUGGUGAAGCCUACGAAAGCAUCAAGCCCCUCUCCGAGAUUUAUGGGUACCUGAUUCCUGAUUCUGAUCUCGUGCACGAUACUGAGAUCGAAGCAGGGCUGCGCGUCCUCCGCCGCGUUGCUGAGUGCAUGCGGCGUCGAUUCGAGACGUACAUCCUCGAACUGGGCGAGGACAGCCAGCGCGGCAGCAAGAAAGCGAAAAAACUGAGAGACGCACUGCUCACGAGUCGAGAUCCGCAGCGCAGCCCGCACGAGGUGAUGGAUACACUACAGGCGCUGCAUGUCUGGCUGGCUCACAUCGAUGGUGGCUUGACGGCGCUGGUGCCAGUCAGCCAGGCCAUGUGGUAUCAGGGGUUCUACGAUGCGGUAGUAAAGGGGAAGCGGAGCUUGUCAAGGAUGCAAGCCUGA